CUUCACAAAGGGAAGAAAAAAAACUCAGUAUUUUGUAAUCGGGUUCACUCGAAACAAUCGUGUCAAAGUUAUUUUAGUUUGAGGCAAUGGAGGAGGUGACGGGUGCUCAGGUUAUAGCGGAUGCGCUUCGAACUCAGAAUGUGGAAUACAUGUUUGGAAUUGUGGGAGUUCCCGUGAUUGAGGUUGCCAUGGCAGCCCAAGCUGCUGGAAUCAAGUACGUGGGCAUGCGCAAUGAGCAGGCGGCUUGCUACGCUGCCUCUGCCGUAGGCUACCUCACAGGGCGCCCGGCGGUGUGUCUGGUGGUGUCCGGACCCGGCCUCAUCCAUGCUCUCGGGGGGAUGGCCAACGCCAACGUCAACUGCUGGCCUGUUGUAGUGAUUGGAGGUUCUUCAGACCAGAGCCAGGAGACCACAGGUGCCUUCCAGGAGUUCCCCCAGGUGGAAGCGACUCGGCUGUACAGCAAGUUCUCAGCCAGACCUAGCAGCCUGGCAGCCAUCCCCUCUGUGAUCGAGAAGGCGGUGAGGACCAGCAUGUACGGACGCCCAGGCGCCUGCUACGUGGACAUUCCUGGGGACAUGGUGAAUGCCAAAGUGGACCAAUCGCAAGUCAGGCAGGUGACCUGUUGUCCCGUUCCUCCUGUGAGUCUGGCGCCCCCUACUGAUGUACUGAAGGCAGUGGCACUGAUCAAACAGGCCCAAAGACCUUUGCUCAUCGUUGGCAAGGGUGCUGCCUAUGGGAGGGCGGAGUCAGAACUUAUUGAGCUUGUAGAGAGGUGUGGCCUGCCCUUCCUGGCCACGCCCAUGGGUAAAGGGGUGGUGUCUGAUGUGCACUCCAACAGUGUGUCUGCAGCCCGCUCUAGGGCGUUGCUGCAUGCUGAUGUGGUUGUGUUACUGGGGGCCAGACUCAACUGGAUGCUCCACUUCGGCUUCCCCCCGCGCUUUAACCCACACGUCAAGAUCAUACAGGUGGACCUCUGUGCAGAGGAGCUGGGAAACAACGUGAGACCUGCUGUUGCCUUGCUGGGGGAUAUCCGCUCGGUAGUUAGACAGAUGCUGGACAUCUUCCAGAAGGAUCCGUGGUCUUACCCAGCGGACUCUGAGUGGUGGAAAGCUCUUAGGGAGAAGAUGGCCGCCAACGCUGAGAUGUCAAAGGCCUUGGCUUCAGCCCCCUCUCCGAUGCUGAACUAUUACUCGGCCUUCCAGCACAUCUCCCAGCUGCUGCCCCCGGACUGCGUGCUGGUCAGCGAGGGGGCCAACACCAUGGACGUGGGCCGCACCAUGAUCCUCAACCGCCUCCCCCGACACCGACUGGAUGCAGGCACAUUUGGCACCAUGGGUGUGGGACUGGGCUUUGCCAUCGCAGCAGCCAUGUUGGAGAGAAGCAAGAGCGCCCCCCAGAGGGUGGUGUGUGUAGAGGGAGACAGUGCCUUUGGGUUCUCAGGCAUGGAGGUGGAGACGAUGUGCAGGUACAAACUUCCUGUGGUCAUUAUCGUUAUCAACAAUAACGGCAUCUACAGUGGAGUGGACGCUGAGACCUGGGCAGAGCUGGAGAAGAUGGAUGACCUCGCCACAAUAGCGCCCCCUGUGACUCUGCUGCCUGAUGCCCGAUAUGACCAGAUGAUGACUGCGUUUGGUGGGCAUGGCUUCCUGGUGCGGACUGCUGCAGAGCUCCGCCUCUCGCUGCAGGAGAGUUUGAGUGAUUGGCAGCUCCCCUCACUCAUCAACGUGCUGAUAGACCCCGCCUCUGACAGAAAACAGCAGGAGUUCCCCUGGCUGACCCGUUCUAACCUGUAGGAGGAUGGAGCCCGUGUGCCGGAUGCCUUCAUUGGAAAUGGACUUCAUGUCAAGAGUCUUUUUUUUUCAUAUCAGAUAUAUUUCUGUCAAUAAAUCAGGUCUAUUGAUCUCUGGGACCUCC
Clupea harengus (Atlantic herring) is the source of this 1914-nucleotide messenger RNA. RefSeq names its product 2-hydroxyacyl-CoA lyase 1 (gene hacl1). The record is from RefSeq and is a predicted model, not a curated record. Gene Ontology annotation, molecular function: thiamine pyrophosphate binding; catalytic activity; magnesium ion binding. Lineage: Eukaryota; Metazoa; Chordata; Actinopteri; Clupeiformes; Clupeidae. Gene Ontology annotation, cellular component: peroxisome. Gene Ontology annotation, biological process: fatty acid alpha-oxidation.